Molecule: messenger RNA, 1533 nt
Organism: Vanderwaltozyma polyspora DSM 70294
Lineage: Eukaryota; Fungi; Ascomycota; Saccharomycetes; Saccharomycetales; Saccharomycetaceae
Gene: ADE4
Product: amidophosphoribosyltransferase
Exons: 1
Coding region: 1-1533 (510 amino acids)
Biological process (GO): purine nucleotide biosynthetic process; purine nucleobase biosynthetic process
Cellular component (GO): cytoplasm
Molecular function (GO): amidophosphoribosyltransferase activity
Source: RefSeq, a predicted model, not a curated record
AUGUGUGGUGUAUUAGGUAUUGCAUUAGGUGAUCAGACUAAAGUGGUUGCUCCUGAAUUAAGUGAUGGCUGUCUUUUCUUACAACAUCGUGGUCAAGAUGCUGCUGGUAUCACAACCUGUGGUCCAGGUGGUAGAUUUUACCAAUGUAAAGGUAAUGGUAUGGCUCGUGAUGUUUUCACUGAACGAAGGUUAACUGGUCUAGCUGGUGCUAUGGGUAUUGCUCAUUUACGUUACCCAACUGCUGGUUCAUCUGCUAAUUCUGAAGCUCAACCUUUUUAUGUUAAUAGUCCAUAUGGUAUAUCGUUGGCUCAUAACGGUAAUUUAGUUAAUACUUUGAGUCUGAAACGUUAUCUUGAUGAAGAUGUUCAUAGACACAUCAAUACCGAUAGUGAUUCUGAACUGCUGUUGAACAUUUUUGCUUCUGAAUUAGAGAAACAUAAUAAGUAUAGAGUUAACAAUGAGGAUGUGUUCCAUGCUUUAGAAGGUAUGUAUCGACUAUGUCGUGGUGGUUAUGCUUGUGUCGGUAUGUUGGCAGGUUUUGCCCUAUUUGGUUUUAGAGAUCCAAAUGGUAUUAGACCAUUAUUAUUCGGUGAAAGAGAGAAUUCUGAUGGUACCAAGGAUUAUAUGUUAGCUUCUGAAAGUGUUGUCUUAAAAGCACAUAAUUUCACUAAAUUCCGUGAUUUAAAGCCUGGUGAGGCAGUUAUUAUUCCAAAAAAUUGUGAUAAAGAGGAACCUGAAUUUAAACAAGUUGUACCAAUCAAUUCUUACCGUCCAGAUUUAUUCGAAUAUGUAUACUUUGCUAGACAGGAUAGUGUCCUUGAUGGAAUUUCUGUUUACCAUACAAGAUUACAGAUGGGUAAGAAGUUAGCAGAAAAUAUCGUUGAAAAAUUAGACCCUAAUGAAAUUGACGUUGUUAUCCCGGUUCCUGACACAGCUAGAACCUGUGCAUUGCAAUGUGCUAUCACGUUAAACAAACCAUAUAGAGAAGGGUUUGUCAAAAAUACCUAUGUUGGAAGAACUUUCAUUAUGCCAAACCAAAGAGAACGUAUUUCAUCUGUUAGACGUAAGUUGAAUCCAAUGGAAUCAGAAUUCAAAGGCAAAAAUGUCUUAAUUGUAGACGAUUCUAUCGUUAGAGGUACUACAUCCAAGGAAAUCGUCACAAUGGCAAGAGAAUCUGGGGCUUUAAAAGUUUACUUUGCAUCAGCCGCUCCAGCCAUCCGUUAUAACCACAUUUAUGGUAUUGAUUUAACUGACACUAAGAACCUAAUUGCAUAUCAAAAAACCGAUACAGAAGUUGCAGAGGCAAUCAAAUGUGAUCAAGUUUUCUACCAAUCUUUGGAGGAUUUGAUCGAUUGUUGUAAGACAGAGACAAUUGACAAAUUUGAAGUUGGUGUCUUUACUGGUAACUAUGUCACGGGUGUUGAAGAUGGAUAUCUUCAGGAACUAGAAAGGGUUCGUGCUGAGAACAAGAAGAACGCAGAAGACGUCAAGGCAGCUGUGGAUAUCGGUCUGUACAACUGUGCUGACUAUUAA